AUGGACCCGCAAUUGAACAACAACGACAACAUGAACAAGUCUGGCGUUGUCAACAAAAAAGAACACAACCAUGGUUUCAAAUCCCUCGUUGACCAACACUCUUCUGGCUUUUGCCCCCAGUGUGGAGUCGACAUAACUCGCUUCAGCCAUGAGUUCUGGUGUCGAUACUCGCGAUGA
Molecule: messenger RNA, 177 nt
Organism: Zychaea mexicana
Lineage: Eukaryota; Fungi; Mucoromycota; Mucoromycetes; Mucorales; Lichtheimiaceae
Exons: 2
Coding region: 1-177 (58 amino acids)
Source: RefSeq, a predicted model, not a curated record